Molecule: messenger RNA, 3873 nt
Organism: Carcharodon carcharias (great white shark)
Lineage: Eukaryota; Metazoa; Chordata; Chondrichthyes; Lamniformes; Lamnidae
Product: protein phosphatase 1 regulatory inhibitor subunit 16B-like
Exons: 12
Coding region: 772-2496 (574 amino acids)
Biological process (GO): establishment of endothelial barrier; regulation of sprouting angiogenesis
Cellular component (GO): cytoplasm
Molecular function (GO): enzyme inhibitor activity; protein binding; phosphatase regulator activity
Source: RefSeq, a predicted model, not a curated record
CUCUGACUCUCCCUUGCCCCCAUGUCUUCUCCGAUGCGAGCAGCCCGUCCAGCCCACCCGAACAGUCGCUCAGGGCUCUGUCCUGUCUAACCCGACCCAGGGGGGAGGCUGCCUCCUCCUCCCCUUCCUUCUCUCCCCCUUCCUCAUUACUUCUGCCUAACUCCGCAAGUCUCUGAUAGCCGAUCUGUUGCCGGGUUUUGUGUGCGUGAGUGAAUCGGGUCCUGCUGGAGAACUGUCACCCUCCUGUGUGCGCUGGAAUCGAAGGCUGCAGCCUGUUGCUUAGCCUCUGGGCUGUGAACCCCCUUUUCCCCCUCAAUAUUGUGGAGCGAUCAGCAGCUUCGAUCCGGGCUCAGCUCAGAUCGUGUCGUCUGUUGGACUUCAAAGAGUAAGAUUUGCACUCGUGACAUUAUCAGGACCCCAACUUCCUACUGGCUCUGUAUCUAAUGGAAACUCAAGCCCGGUGACAUGCACACAGAGGAAGUAGCUUGUCAGUUUGCAGUCUGUGGUGUUUCUGAACAGGAAGCGUUGAAAGGUGAAAUGGAGUACUGACUGCUUUGCUGAUGUAAAGUUGUAUAGACCUGACAAAUAUUGCUUUACUCCGAAACAAAGUACAUUCUUCCAGCUGAACUCUUCCAGGAUAAGGCAAUGGCAAUAAUCCGACUCAAUCCUGGUUCCUCCACCUACAUUGAAAGUGGCCAUAAGUAAGAUCACAGAUUUGAUAAGUGCACAGAGUUCCCUGUGUUCUUCCUCAUCCCGCUGGUCCCUCAUCUGAUGAUCCUUCACUCAGUCAUGUCGAACCACAUGGACCUCCUCACCGAACUCCCGUUCCUGGAACGGUUGCCUACCCCGGACCGCCUUAGAGCUGCAAAGAAACGCCGGGCACAACAGCUGAAGAAAUGGGCGCAGUACGAGAAAGAGAUGCAGAACAAAAAGAGAAAAACGGACAAGAAGAAAAGCACAGGGAACCGCCAACGUGUCUCCUUCGCUCCGAAUAUUACACUCUUAGAGGCUUCCUCUCGGAAUGACAUAGAGGAGGUGAGCCUCUUACUGAGAAAGAAUGUGAAUCCGGAUCUGUGCAAUGAAGAUGGACUCACUGCAUUACAUCAGUCCUGUAUCGAUAACUUUGAAGAGAUGGUGAGGCUACUUUUGGACCAAGGGACCAAUGUGGAUGCGAAGGAUAAUGAGCUGUGGACCCCAUUACAUGCGGCUGCCACAUGUCGACAUACCAAUCUUGUGAAAAUCCUCAUUGAGCGGGGUGCAGACCUGUUGGCAGUCAAUGCAGAUGGGAACAUGCCCUAUGAUCUGUGUGAUGAUGAUCGGACUUUGGAGCUCAUCGAAACAGCAAUGGUUAAUCAGGGGAUCACUCAGGAGAAAAUCGACCAAACCCGUACAGCAGUAGAGCAGCAAAUGAUUGUAGACAUCAGAGAGGGUAUUCAGACCGGCACUGAUCUAAAUGCAAGAGACGUGCAGGGAGCCACCUUGCUACAUGUGGUCGCUGCCAACGGUUACUACACAGUUGCUGAGCUGCUGCUUGAACAUGGAGCCAAGAUAAACAUCAAGGACCAGGAUGGCUGGGAACCACUGCAUGCCGCUGCUUGCUGGGGUCAGAUGCAAAUCGCAGAACUACUGACAGCUCAUGGUGCAAGUCUCAACGCCAAGACACACUUGAAAGAGACGCCAAUUGACCUCUGUGACGAUGAGGAGUUCAAGGUUGCACUUCGACAGCUCAAGCAUAAACAUGAAAACAUCCUGAAGUCACAGGGCAAGAACAAGUCAUCUCUAUGCAGGAGAACCUCUAGUGCUGGAAGCCGAGGGACAGUAGUGCGUCGAGCAAGCGUGACUGACCGAAAUAAUUUGUACCGGAAGGAAUGUGAGCAGGAAGCAAUUAUCUGGCAGCAGAUGGGCCGGAAGGAAAUGGAAAAGGAAGUUGCGAGCAGCGAUGGAGAAGAUAAGGAAUCAUCCAAAGAUCAAGAGAAUCUGACCCCGAAUCUGUCAUCCAAGUCCCAAAAAUGCGUGACGGAACAAGUUGAAUCGACCGAAGAGCCAGAAGAUGUUUGCGGAAAGACCAGUCUUCCAGUCUCAACACCAACUUCCCAGCAGCCUUCUACCAACACUGAAUCCUUGGGAACACCCCCCACCGCGGAAAGAGCGAAUGGCCGGGUUUUCCUCAACGAUUGCCACCCUGCUCCAUCGCCACAGCCAAACAGAGACAGGAACUGCCAAACGCUGUCGGAGCUGAAGCGGCAACGGGCAGCCACCAAGCUGAAGAAGCAGAUGUCUCAGGAAGCUUCUCUGGCCAACGGCCUGGGAAGCAUCUUGGAAAUUGACCAGCUUCAGCCAAAGAGCAGCCCGGUGGGCUCAAGGACGUCGGAGGUCAGUUCCAAUGGGAACUCGCUCUACUGCUACCAGCCCAGUGGGGACCCUCCGCUAUUAAGACUUAAGGCACCGUUGGAGGAGCCAGAUGCAAAGGAACAGAGCUGCUGUAGGAUUGUGUGAUGAAACAGCAGGGACUGGAAUAGCGUUCUGUUACAAGUUGCACUUGUGCCAGAAAUGGUAGCCUAUAUGAAGACAUUCAUGUCGGUAGCUGCUACAUUGAAGUAUUGACAUGAGGAUAUUAAUUUAAGCACUAUUUUAAUUCAUUGGCCAAUGCAUUCACUGUGUAACUUUAAGGAGUUCUUUAUUCUGCAAGGUAAGAGUGAAUGACUGUGUAAUUGUCUGGAGCUCCUAACUAUCCAGUCUGGCAAGGGUUACACUCUGUAUUACUGUACAGAGUUUCUGAUUCGCCUGGGACUGUGACUCUUUUAUUCUUUCACACUGCAGAAUUUAAUGUAAGGGUAAUUCAGUAGUACCCAAUUGAGUGCCCAUUCAGCACUUGCAGCUUCUUCAGCCAGUUUAUAAAAAAAACUGUCAAUUUUGUAUAGUUUGUUUUAAAGUAAACAUUACGCACAGCACCAGAUUUAACUGCUGCCUUUUUUGAAGUGAGCAAGUAUUGUAAGCUUUCCCUAUUUAAGAUUUCCCAAGCAUCAAUGUUACUCCUGUCCUCAAAGGACUACAUUCCUCUCUCCUGGAAGCUGUAGAAACUGUGGUUUGAAGUGCAGUGUUAUUCAUCCCUCACAGAGAGGAAGGUUAGUUAGAGUGAUUGUACUAGAGUAGACAAUAAGGUAUGGAAACACUUUCUCACCUGUAACUGGGAGAUGGAGUACUCCCAAGUCGGGUGUGUGGUGGUCACAGACAUAGAUCUUGCUUUUGUGCAGAAGCCAGUUUCAGUCCCCUGCCUCACUGAAGCCAUGUCUUCCUUUACUGGAAAACUCUUCCAAUUCCCCAGAUGGACAUUUAUCUCUGCAGCAGUUUGAGGCAAUUCUGUGCCUGGGCGGGGAGCUCUGCAAGACCCAAGUAUGUCUUGAAACCAAUUUCACUUGACCCCUGCCACAUCCGGCCCCCUCCAUCUCCAUGCAUUUAGGAGGGGUGUGACUCUGUGUAAAGUUGAAUAAGAAACUGAACUGUAGCAUUAUGCACAUUCUGGAGCGGUAGCUAUAGUAACUGAAUAUCACGUGAUCAUCUGGGAUGGCCACAAGCAAAAUUAUACUGGGUUAAAAAUCCAAUUCCAGCACUCAAAGCCUAAACUGACACAUCUCCUGUUGGCCUAACAAACAUCUAUCCCUCAGUCAGUACCACCAAAACAGAUUAACUCAUCAGUUAUCUCAAUGCUGUUUGUAGGACCGUCUGGGGUGCAAACAGGCUGCUGCAUUUACCUACAGAACAACAAUGCCUGCACCUUUGCAGUAAUUCAUUGGCUGUGAAUCACUUUGGUAAGUCCUGAGGAUUUGUCCACUGUAAACCUGGGCAGGUGGAUGUGAAUUCAACAGAGAAUUG